UAUCCCGAGCGGCCAUGCUAGAAGAGGAGGGAAUUGGGAGUAGAAGAAGGAGGGUGAGCGGCAUCAGAGAGAAGGAGUAGCACUGUGAAUGAUGGCAAUCUCCAUCCCUCUCAUGACUCUCGUCUCUUCCAAUUCCAAUCUCUCCCUCCUUUCAUCUCCAUCCUCUCUUUCUCCUCUCAGAUUCCCUAAUUCUUCCUCCUCUCUCAACAAGCUCUUCAUUCGCUCCUCUUAUUCUCAAACGGGUUCGCCCUCUGACUCCUUCAAUUCCAGCAGCAUGCAGCCUGGAAUGUCAUCUAUGUCUCCCUUUGGACUGUCAAUGGAUGAAUCUAGUAAGCCAUCAUACAAAUGGCGAAGGGUUUUGCUCAAAGUAAGCGGAGAGGCUCUUGCAGGAGAUCACUCUCAGAACAUUGACCCUAAGGUUACUAUGUCUAUUGCAAGGGAGGUUGCUGCUGUGACCCGUCUUGGCAUUGAGGUUGCACUAGUAGUAGGUGGAGGUAACAUCUUCCGUGGAUCCUCCUGGGCUGGAUCUAGUGGCCUGGACCGCUCAUCAGCUGAUUAUAUUGGGAUGUUGGCAACUGUUAUGAAUGCAAUAUUUCUUCAAGCAACAAUGGAGAGCAUCGGCAUUCCCACAAGGGUACAGACUGCAUUUCGAAUGUCAGAGGUUGCAGAACCAUACAUACGUAGAAGGGCUGUGAGGCAUUUGGAAAAAGGAAGGGUUGUCAUUUUUGCUGCUGGAACUGGAAAUCCAUUUUUUACCACUGAUACUGCUGCAGCACUCCGAUGUGCAGAAAUUAAUGCUGAGGUUGUACUCAAAGCAACAAAUGUUGAUGGUGUGUAUGAUGCUGAUCCAAGAUGUAAUUCACAUGCGCGUCUUCUUGACACACUUACAUAUCAGGAGAUCACUUCGAAAGAUUUGUCGGUAAUGGACAUGACCGCCAUCACUUUGUGCCAAGAAAACAAUAUUCCUGUUGUUGUGUUCAACCUAAACAAACCAGGUAACAUCUCGAGAGCCAUUAAAGGUGAGAUGGUUGGCACUUUGAUUGGGCCUGCGUGCAAGUCUGUCUUGGCAAGAACAUGACACUUUUGAGGAAUUCUUCAAAAUAGUGCCCGAAUUCUUACUUACAUUCUUAUUCAACCAUCAAGCUGAAGAUAUGCUGAAUUGCAAUCCGAAGUCAAGUAGUUGCUGAUUUCAACUAUCAAUCUGUAAAUAUAAUAUGACGUUUUUUUUUUUUGUUUGCCUUUCUUUCUUUUUGGGUUCUCCAUUGAGUCAUUCAACCUUUUGGAGAUCACAUGUAACAUCUCAACUACUUAAUUAGCACAUUUAAUGCUGAUAAUUUUGGUUAAAA
Molecule: messenger RNA, 1346 nt
Organism: Prosopis cineraria
Lineage: Eukaryota; Viridiplantae; Streptophyta; Magnoliopsida; Fabales; Fabaceae
Product: uridylate kinase PUMPKIN, chloroplastic
Exons: 7
Coding region: 89-1078 (329 amino acids)
Biological process (GO): UDP biosynthetic process
Cellular component (GO): cytoplasm
Molecular function (GO): UMP kinase activity
Source: RefSeq, a predicted model, not a curated record